This is a messenger RNA of Drosophila subobscura, 1085 nucleotides long. It is a transcript of the gene Decay, whose product is annotated as caspase-3. Lineage: Eukaryota; Metazoa; Arthropoda; Insecta; Diptera; Drosophilidae. The coding region runs from base 57 to 989 and encodes 310 amino acids. The record is from RefSeq and is a predicted model, not a curated record. Gene Ontology annotation, biological process: proteolysis. Gene Ontology annotation, molecular function: cysteine-type endopeptidase activity. The transcript is spliced from 3 exons.
GUGGAACGGCGCUUAGUCACAGGUUGCCCGUACCCCAGCGCAGACAGACACGGAAAAUGGACGACACGGACUUUUCGCUCUUCGGGCAGAAGAACAAGCACAAGAAAGACAAAGCAGAUGCCACACAGAUCGCCAAGACGCCCACUUCGGAGGCGGAUCUGAAGCGGAUCAUCACCUCCCGACCCACGGUGGAGGAUACCUACGAGAACUGCGCGAGCGCCGGCAUCGCGCUGAUCCUCAACCACAAGGAUGUCAAGGGGCAGAAGCAGCGCGUGGGCACCGAACGGGAUCGCGACGAUAUGCAGCACACGCUGCAGACCUUCGGCUUCGAUGUGCGAACCUACAACGAUCUGACCUUCGCGGAAAUCAACGAUAUGCUGAAGGAGGUGGCACUCGAGGAUCAUAGCGACAAUGAUUGCUUUGUGCUUGUGGUCAUGUCGCAUGGCACCGAGGGCAAGGUCUAUGCCAGGGACAUGUCCUACCCGGUGGAGCGUCUGUGGAACCCCUUCCUGGGCGACAAAUGCAAGACGCUGAAGAACAAGCCGAAGCUCUUCUUCAUACAGGCCUGCCGUGGCGAGAAUCUGGAAAAGGCCGUGGAGUUCGAGUCCUUUUCGGUGAUGACCCGAUCACUGGCUCCCGCCGCAGUGGCGCCGGUGCAGCCGAUUACCUACGCCAUACCCAGCACGGCGGACAUGCUCGUCUUUUACUCCACCUUCGACAAAUUUUUCUCGUUUCGCAAUGUGGACGAUGGCUCGUGGUUCAUUCAGAGCUUGUGCCGCGUCCUGGACAUGGCCGCCUUCAAUGAGGCUGGCCAGCCCGAGGGCGUCGAGCUGCUGCGCCUGCUGACCGCCGUCAACCGGAAGGUGGCCUACGAGUACCAGUCGAAUACGAAGAACGAGGCCCUCAAUCAAAUGAAGGAAAUGCCCAACUUUAUGUCCACGCUGACCAAAACCUUCCAGUUGCGUGUGAAGCCCAGAAGCAAGACCUGAACGCCGCGGCACAGAGCUGACUCACGACACCCCAAAGGAGGAACACGAAGCCAAACAGAAACCAUACCAGUAGAGUAAUAAUGUUUGCAAUUUGUU